ACGCCUUAAACAACUGUCGUCGAGAGAAGCUAAGAAGCUAGCUAGCCCAGUAAAACAGUUUGAGUCUUUAUAGAAAGACUCACUUACUUGUCCAGAAACCGAUGUCGCUUUAAGAAUAAUGGACCGAGAACUGAACGAAGAGGAACUGCAGGAUUUGUACGCAUGGAUAGACAAAAUAUCUCUGUCCCGGCCCAAACGAAACAUCACAAGAGACUUCAGCGACGGAGUGAUGGCUGCAGAGGUCGUCAAAUAUUUCUUCCCAAAGUUUGUUGAUCUGCACAACUAUAUUCCUGCAAACUCCACACAGCAGAAGCUCAGUAACUGGGAUCUCCUCAACAGGAAGGUGUUUUCCAAGCUGAACUUCCACGUGCCUGAAGAGACAGUGAAGAGGAUUGUACUGAGCACCGCAGGAGUGAUAGAGCCUGUACUGAAUGCCCUCAGGGAGAAGAUAGACAAGAAACUGGAGCACACUACAGAGAAUAUACUGGAUUUGGAAUACUAUGACACCAGAAACCAGGAGAAACCUCAUACAGAAAUUCACCAGACUGAAGCAAAACUUGUGGCUCAGCUGGCAGGAGAAGAGAUGAAAAAAGAUGAAAAGAGCAGAAUAAAAAACGGUAAACCGCAGCAGACAGCACAGUUUUACUCAGACAUGGACCCUACUUUACAACUAAUCCUGCAGGAAAAAGAGCAAGCUGUCAUGGCUCUGCAGGAGACUGUGGAGAUUCUGCAGAUGAAAGUAAACAGGUUAGAGCAUCUGGUUCACUUGAAGGACAUGCGUAUUGAAGAUCUGACGCGGCAUCUGGAAACCUACAAAGCAAAAGGCAAUACACGCUGAUACAAACAAUAAGAAGAGACAGGAGACCUGCUGAGCAGCAUC
Molecule: messenger RNA, 880 nt
Organism: Perca flavescens (yellow perch)
Lineage: Eukaryota; Metazoa; Chordata; Actinopteri; Perciformes; Percidae
Gene: spef1
Product: sperm flagellar 1
Exons: 8
Coding region: 119-838 (239 amino acids)
Biological process (GO): regulation of cytoskeleton organization
Cellular component (GO): axoneme
Molecular function (GO): microtubule binding
Source: RefSeq, a predicted model, not a curated record